Molecule: messenger RNA, 4334 nt
Organism: Rhodofomes roseus
Lineage: Eukaryota; Fungi; Basidiomycota; Agaricomycetes; Polyporales; Fomitopsidaceae
Product: non-SMC mitotic condensation complex subunit 1-domain-containing protein
Exons: 16
Coding region: 45-4097 (1350 amino acids)
Biological process (GO): mitotic cell cycle; mitotic chromosome condensation; meiotic chromosome condensation
Cellular component (GO): condensed chromosome, centromeric region; nucleus
Molecular function (GO): histone binding
Source: RefSeq, a predicted model, not a curated record
CUCGAAGUUGAACGGCGACGCGACGACCGCCACCCUGGGCCGCCAUGGACUUUGAACUGCAAGAGGAGCUACAAGGCCUGCAAGACCAGGCGAACUACGAGAUACCCAAUCAGGAUGACAUCCCAUCCCUGGACGCCCGCGCUGUCGCUCACAUCCUCGAGACUGCCGUUGAGGCUCUCGCCGAGUCGUCCGACGCUAUCACGGAACCUCAGGUAUUCGAUGCCUACCGUAGCUUGCUGAAACACGCGGAGAGCCUGCCUGGGCCGCUCAUGAGCAAGGUGCUUGACUCUGUUACCUCUGGGUUCCAGGCGCAGGUAGAAGCCACCAACCGGGACCUGGAUACGGAGGACCAACAGACUAUCGCGGCUCACAAGAAAGCGCUCGAGAUGUAUGGCUUCCUCUUGAACUGGUUUGUGGGUGCAGCAGAGAAGGUGAAGGGGCCUGGAGAAGAUGACGGCGCAGCCGCAGCACCAGCCCCGAGGACCCGGAGAGGGAGAGGUGGGAAAGCCGCCGCGUCGAGGCCAGCAGCGAAGCGAAACACAGAAGAGUGGACGUGGAUAGACCAGAUUCCCUCAACACUGGCAUUGAUCUCCAAGGUACUACGGCUGAAGACGCAGCGAAUAUGGUUGACAACUGGUGAGCGCGAUACCUUCAUCAACUGCAUCACUCGUCCAGCAUACCACAUUACUGAAAGCGAACAAUACAUGAAGUCCGUAGCCAUUCGCACCGGUGUCUACAAGGUCAUCUGUCUCGCCGUCAAGUCGCAUGGUCAUGGCCUCGCCGCCCAAAUUAGCAUCAUGCAAUCCUUGCAGUAUUACGAGCACCUGUCAGAGCCUAUGGCCGACCUGCUCAUCGUGCUUGCGAAAGAGUUCGAUCACGCGCAGCUCGGUGACGAGAUAUUGCGGGAGAUCGCGGCGAAGAGCUUCAGUGCUCAGGACUCGAAGGGCCCCCGGGCGUUUUCUCGCUUCCUUGUUCGCCUUGCCGAGAAUAUACCCCGUUCGGUGUUGAAGCAAAUCAGCCUGUUGCUCUCGCAUCUGGACUCCGAGUCCUACCCGAUGCGCAUGGCCAUAGUCGAGAUCAUCGGCUGCCUGAUCCGCGAGCUCGCAGCUGCAUCCGAGAAUUCCAACGACGACCAGCAAAUGAGCAAGCAGCUCGAGGGCCUUUGGGAGCUGCUCAUUGAGCGCGUGAUCGACGUCUCGUCUUACGUCCGCACCAAGGUGCUCUCCGUCAUGACCCGCCUGUGUGAUCUACCGCACAAGUUCCCGCAACAGCGCCUAGCGAUGACGCGUGCGGCAGUGGACUCGCUCGAGGACAAGGGCUCGACAGUGCGCAAGGCGUCGGUGGUCCUGCUUGUGAGGCUGAUCGAGACGCACCCGUAUGGCCUCAUGUACGGAGGUGAGCUGAAUCAGCCGGAGUGGGAAGGGAGGUACAAGGAGGUAUGCGCGCAGCUGCAAGAGUUGGAAGGCGUGGUGGGACGGGCUGCAGAACGAGAAGGCACCCAAGAAGGAGAGGAGAAGGAUGAUGAGGAGGAGGAAGAAGAGCAAGAAGACGAGGAGGGUGAGGGGGAUGGCGAGCGUAAGUCUCGCAAGCGCUCGAAGAAGGUUAAGCGAGAAGACGACAACGAGAUGGAAGUCGACGAGGAAGGCGAGGGUGAAGACCGAGAUGAAGAUAUGGACGAGGACGAGGAUGCUCAGCCGCGCCCGCCCAAGAAGUCCAAGAAGAAGAAAGCACGCAAGUCCGAGAUCGACAUGGUCGCCCUGACAAAUGAGCAAGAGGCCCUCGCUGCGCUGGAGGGCGACAAGAUCUUGCACCUGCGUCUGCGCAAGAAGUACUGUUCUGAAGGCCUCGUCUUCAUUCGCCAAGUCGAAGACGGUAUGCAGACGGUGCAGAAGUUGCUCGCUUCGACCAACAAGCUUGAGGUCCUGGAGGCGAUGGACUUUUUCAAGACAGCUCAUGACUACAAGUUUGAGGGCGCAGAGGGUGGGAUCAAGAAGAUGCUGCACUUGAUUUGGUCCAAAGACAACUCACAAACGUCUGAUGACGGGAAGGAGCUCAAGGGCGUUCGCUCGCGACUCCUCGAAUGCUACCGCCAGUUGUACUUUGACCCCGUAGCGGACCUGGACGCCAAGGGCAACAUAAGUCGUAUUACCAAAAACAUGAUCGAGUUGACCUACGGAGCAACUCUCGCUGAGUUAACGAGCUUGGAAGAGAUGAUGCGCAUCCUCAUGGACGACAACCAGGUGCAUACAGACGUCAUCAACAAGCUUUGGCAGGUGUAUGGCUCCGAACGACCAUUGCCUAAGCAACAAAGGAGGGGUGCUGUGAUUAUCCUCGGCAUGCUGGCCCUUGCACGAAGAAGUGUAGUAGCAGACCGUGUCGAGACACUGGUCAGAGUGGGAUUGGGCAAGCUCGGAAUGGCCGAUCUUACACUGGCGAAGUAUACCUGCGUUGCUCUGCAGAGACUGAACGGGAGUGCGAAGAAGGUUAAAGGUUCGCUUCUCGAUAAGACGUUGCGACUAGACAUGGAGAACCCCCUAUUCCGGAAGCUGCAAGACGCGAUCGAGCACCCGACUCGGUCGAAGGAAUGGUUUGGCAUGACGGAACAAGCCAUCAACACCAUUUAUGCUCUGGGCGAACGACCAGACGUUAUCUGCGACCGUAUCAUCAGGAACUUGACUCGGCGUGCGUUCACUGCUCAGACGCGAGCGAAAACGCCUCAGCCGAAGGAUCCUGACGCCAUGGACGAGGAUGAGUCCCGGGAUGAUGCGGAAGAGGGAGCAAACACCUCGCAAGCGGACAAUUCUCAGAGCAACGAUACGCAGUCGGAUGAGUCCAAGGACAAUGGCGACGCUUUCAUCCUCAGCCAGCUUUUGUUCGUGGUGGGUCAUGUUGCUAUCAAGCACAUCGUCUACCUCGAGCUGGUGGAGCGAGAGUGGAAGCGCCAGAAGCACGAGAAGGAAGUUGCGGAGAAAGCGGCCAAGAAGGGUAGCGCAGCUAACGCAGCCAAGGACCAAGAAGAGCUUGACCAAGUCGCAGGCAAUGCGGAGGACGAGAUCGGUGACAGGAUAGCAGCAAUCCGAGAGUCUGAGCUAUUGUACGGGCCUGAGUCACUGCUGGCUAGUUACGGGCCCAUGACAGUGCAUAUAUGCGGUAGUCCGCACAGAUUCAAGAAUCGAACACUGAGGGCGGCAGCGACUCUCGCCUUCAGCAAGUUCCUCUGCAUUAGCUCCAAAUUCUGCGACGAGCACCACCAUCUGCUCUUCAAGAUUCUCGAGACGUCAAGGGAUCCAAAUAUUCGGAGCAAUAUCGCCAUAGCACUGGGGGACGUCGCCGUGUCGUUCAACAACAUCAUUGACGAGAACAGCAAUGAACUCUACAAGGGCCUGUCUGAUAUCGACCUGGUCGUCAAAAAGAAUACCCUCAUGGUCCUGACCCAUCUCAUUUUGAACGGUAUGAUCAAGGUCAAGGGGCAGCUGGGAGAGAUGGCGAAGUGUCUCGAGGACGAGGAUGAACGGAUAGCUGACCUCGCGAAGUUGUUCUUCUCGGAGCUGUCUACCAAGGACAACGCCAUCUACAACAACCUUCCUGAUGUGAUCAGCCAUUUGUCGGUGGGCGCGCACGCUGUCGAGGAGGCGAUCUUCCAAAGCACCAUGCGGUACAUCUUCAACUUCAUCGAGAAGGAGAAGCAAGCGGAGAACAUCGUCGAGAAACUCUGCCAACGCUUCCGACUUACAGAAGACCCUCGUCAAUGGCGAGACAUCGCCUUCUGCUUGUCCCUUCUGCCGUUCAAGUCCGAACGGUCGGUCAAGAAGCUCAUCGAGGGCCUGCAGUUCUACCGCGACAAGCUGCACGAGGAGACUGUCUUUUCGCGCUUCCAGGAGAUCCUCACCAAGGCACGCGCGAACAAAUCAGCCAACAAGCCCGAUGCAGAGCUGAAUGAGUUCGAGAACAUCCUCGAGGAGCACAAACGACAGGGUGAGGAAGAUCAGGCCUUCGAGAAGAGGGUAGAGGGCAAGAGAGCCGCAGCCAAGAAGCGUGCUACCCGGAGAACAGCCCGCAAGAAGGCAGUCGCAAGGGAAGAGGACGAUGACGAGUGAACUAGAUGAUCAGCCACUCAGUUCUGAGCUCGUAUUCAGUGAUCGCGGAGACCCGCAUAUCUUUAUUGACAGUCUGUAUAUCAGCACAUGUAGUACAUUGUAUAUACGUACUCUAGGGAUGUGGCAAUGCAUGUGAUAGAGGUCCAUGGUACUUCGAACGAACGUGACGCCGCACGGAUAUGUACACCGGAGGCUAUAAAGUAAAGCGCGAAAGUAAAGACAGUGGACGCGGGGGUA